AUGCCUAUCGGCAACUUGUACGUCAUUGCAGGCGUCUCCGUCGUCGGAGGCGCCCUGUUCGGCUUCGACAUUUCGUCCAUGUCGGCGCAGCUCAGCGAACAGUCGUAUCUGUGCUACUUCAACGAUGGCCCCAAGGGUCCCCCCUUCACCCAGGAAGAGUGCAGUGGCCCGAAGCCGCUCAACCAGGGCGGUAUCGUCGCCUCCAUGGCCGGCGGUUCUUGGCUGGGUGCUCUCAUCUCUGGUAUCCUGUCUGACCGCCUCGGCCGCAAAAAGUCCAUCAUGAUUGGCGCUGUUAUUUGGGUCAUUGGAUCUAUUCUCUGCUCCGCUGCCAAUGGCAGGGCUAUGCUCAUUGUCGGCCGUAUCAUCAACGGUCUGUCUGUUGGUAUCGAGUCUGCUCAGGUCCCCGUCUACAUUGCCGAGAUCUCGCCUCCCUCCAAGCGUGGUCGCUUCAUCGGCUUCCAGCAGUGGGCCAUCACUUGGGGUAUUCUCAUCAUGUACUACAUUUCCUACGGCUGUGCCCAGAUUGGUAAGAACGAGUGGAACGACCACAGCACCGCCAACUGGCGUGUCCCGUGGGCUCUCCAGAUGGUUCCCGCCAUCUUCCUGUUCUUCAUGAUGAUGCCUCUGCCCGAGUCUCCUCGCUGGCUCGCUCGCAAGGACCGCUGGGAGGAGUGCCACGCAGUUCUCACGCUUGUUCACGGUCAAGGAGACCCCAACCAUCCCUUUGUCUCUUACGAACUUCAGGACAUUAAGGACAUGUGUGAAUUCGAACGUCGUCACGCCGAUGUCACCUACCUUGAUCUCUUCAAGCCCCAGAUGCUCAACCGAACCAUCAUUGGUCUCUUUACCCAGAUUUGGUCGCAGCUCUGUGGUAUGAACGUCAUGAUGUACUACAUCACCUACAUUUUCACCAUGGCUGGUUACACUGGCAACGCCAACCUGCUUGCCUCUUCGAUUCAGUACAUCAUCAACGUCUUUAUGACGAUUCCUGCGCUUCUUUGGGCUGACCGAUGGGGUCGCCGCAAGACCAUGCUCAUCGGCUCUACCCUCAUGGGUCUGUGGAUGUUUAUGAAUGCUGGUCUUCUUGCCACCCACGGAACUGAGAUCCCACGCUCUGAGCGUACCACCGAGGCCGUUUCCAUGACUGUGUCUGGUGCGCCCGCCAAGGCUCUCAUUGCCGGCACUUAUCUCUUUGUUGCCUCGUUUGCUCCCACCUGGGGCCCUGCCUCGUGGACUUACCCUCCUGAGCUGUUCCCUCUGCGUCUCCGUAGCAAGGGUGUCUCUCUGGCUACCUCGGGUAAUUGGGCCUUCAACACCGCUCUCGGUCUCUUCACCCCUCCUGCCUUUGCCAACAUCACCUGGAAGGCUUAUAUUGUCUUUGCCACGUUCAACGUUGCUGCCUUUAUCCAUGUUUUCUUCGGCUUCCCUGAGACGGCCGGAAAGACUCUUGAGGAGACCGAGGCAAUGUUCGAAGACCCCAAGGGUAUUCCGUAUCUCGGUACCCCUGCCUGGAAGACGCAUCCUGUCACCGGCGCUAUGCGCAAGGCUGAGCACGGUGAUCUCGAGGCUGCGGCAAAGAUUUCAGAGAUUGAGAAGCCUCACACCCCUCCUGUUCAGGAGCUCGAGGUUCCCCCCAAGCAGUAA
This is a messenger RNA of Akanthomyces muscarius, 1644 nucleotides long. RefSeq lists its product as uncharacterized. The record is from RefSeq and is a predicted model, not a curated record. Gene Ontology annotation, molecular function: carbohydrate:proton symporter activity. The transcript is spliced from 2 exons. Gene Ontology annotation, cellular component: membrane. The coding region runs from base 1 to 1644 and encodes 547 amino acids. NCBI's taxonomy places the organism in Eukaryota, Fungi, Ascomycota, Sordariomycetes, Hypocreales, Cordycipitaceae. Gene Ontology annotation, biological process: transmembrane transport; carbohydrate transport.